GUUAGUGCACCGCGUAGAGCGGCCAACGACGUCCGUCUAGGAGCAUAGUGGAACCUCCGGAGGAACGGAGGACGACACCGCUGUGGUACCAGCCGCUGUACCUGCACUACUGCGGAGCAGGCCGGAUCUGCGGCGACAGGCUGGUCGCACCGGUGUCUCCGGAGGACCGCCACAGGUGGACGAGGGGACUGAAGAUAGCAGGACACGGUCCGCGGGCGAGGCUGCGUCCGCUCGGUCUCUUGUUCGCGAAGUGCGUGUGCACAACACGAAAUUGUGGGGAUCCCGCACACUCCGACGUACGUACGUCGUCGACUGGGGGCCUCUCUACAGAGUGGACGACGGGGUCCGUCCUGUAGUGCUGUACGCGUGAAACGCCGGAGGCGGCAGUAUGGUGCUCGUGGUCGGUGCUGUGGACAGUUCGGUGCGCCUGUCGGCGACGAGUGGCGGCGUCCACGCGUCCGACGCGUUCGGAUGGUGCUCCUCCUCGUCGCGCCGGCCGCUCGUGAUGACCGAGUCGUCCUUGGGUGCCUUGCUGGCGGCGCCCACGCCGCCCCUGCUGCGUCGCAUCCUGCUGCGGUCCCACGGUGACGCGGCCAUGGGGUCGUCGUCUUCCGACGGCGUCGGGGCCCGCACCAUGAGCGGCAGCGGUGGCGACGCGGACUCCGCCGCCCCCAACGGCAACGCCGGGGGCGGCGCCCCCCCACCCCUGACAUUGCCGUCCGCCAUGACGUCGUCGACGAGUUCCAACGCAGCGGGCGGCUCGCUGCGACCCCCGAGCAAGCUUCGCCGUCCCACCACGCUCACCAGCUCGGCGGCGGCGGCGGCUGGCGGGACGGCGACCACGGGUCCGUCCCCUCUGAGCAGCGGCGGGUCGGGCGCCAGGACCCCGCUGUCGGCGGCCUCUUCCAUGUCCGCCCUCAACGAUAAGUCCGAGACGGGCGGCCCGUUCAACCACGGCUCGGCGGACGACUUCAUCGUGGGCGACCGCGUGUGGGUGAACGGCACCCGUCCGGGCUACAUCCAGUUCCUGGGCGAGACCCAGUUCGCCACGGGCGACUGGGCGGGCGUGGUACUGGACGAGCCCGUGGGCAAGAACGACGGCUCGGUCAACGGCGUGCGCUACUUCCAGUGCGAGGCCCGGCGCGGGGUGUUCGCCCGCCCCGAGCGCCUGUCGCGCUUCCCGGGACCCGGCGCCAACGGCACCAACACCACCGCCACGCUCGUGGGGCCCGGAAAGACGCAGGUGACCACCACGAGAGUGAGCUCCCCUACAGGAAGCACUCGGUCUUCGCCGCGGGCGGUCACCAUGCACACGUCGACCACGAUGACCGACUGUGGGCUGCGGGUUGGCGACCGUGUCAUAGUGAACGCCUCCUCAGGCAUGAAGGCUGGCACCCUGCGCUUCAUUGGACCCACUGAGUUCGCCACAGGACAGUGGGCUGGUGUGGAGCUGGAUGACCCUGUCGGCAAGAACGAUGGCUCCGUUGCUGGAAAGAAGUACUUCAGAUGCCUGCCGCGGCAUGGCCUCUUUGCGCCCUUGCACAAGGUGGCCCGCGAGGGGGGCCACACCUCGACGACCACGACAACGACCACGCGCACAACGCGCAUCACCUCGCAGCCGCGGCGUGCAGGUAGCCAAGAAUCGCUGCGCAGCUCCCUGAGCUCGGCCUCCGCCAGAGCCGGGGUAAGGCUGGGCGUCGCUGCACUAACCUCCCCUGCCAAGAAGUCUACUAAGCCGCUCACCUCACCCAUGGUAGCGUCACAGAACUCCCUACAGGUGGCUCUGAAAGAGAAGGAAGAACAUGUGGAGCAACUGCUUAAGGAGCGUGACCUCGAAAGGGCAGAGGUUGCCAGGGCCGCUGUGCAAGUUGAAGAGACAGAGCAGCAGCUGGCAGCGCUCCGCACGGAACACCAGUGCUAUGCCGAGGAGAUGGAGCAGCGAGCUGCGUCUUUCCACCAGCUCUUGGAGGAGCAUGAGCAGGAGCGAGCACGGCUCAUGGCGCUGAACUCGGACCUCCAAAGGAAAGUGGAAGACCUGCAGUUCCGUUUGGAGGAACAGGAAAUUUUGCAUUCGGACAAUGAUACUGCAACUACUGUGCAAGCGGAGAAAAUUGCCAGACUUGAAAAGCAGCUUCAGGAGUACAAAGACCAGCUGGAAGCGGCCAAACUGCAGAGCAGUGCCCAGGAUGAUGGCAUGCGAGAGCUCAUGGUGCAGUACAAAAGUGAGGUGCAGAACUUGAAGGAAGCCCUGAGCCAAGCCGAAGCCAAACUGUCCACAUUUGAAGCUAAGCAGGUUGAAGACGGAAGUACAAUAAGCAAGCUGCGGGAAGACCUCAUAUCAAGGGACGAGGCACUGCUCCGACUGGAGGCCUCCCUGGAGCUGAAGUCCAAGGAACUGCUCGGUCUCAGGGACAGGGCAGUCGAGCUUGAGGAGAACCUGCAGGCUUUGAAGGAAAGGGAUGAAAGCCAGCAGCAAGUCAUUGAAGAUCUGAACAGCAGGCUAGCAAAGGUGCAGACAGACUACGACUUCCUGAGCGAAGAGUCCCAGAUCAUCAAAAGUGAUGCUGCAGACCAGCAGCGGCUGCUCUCCUCGCUGGAGGAGCAGUGCAAGCAGCUGCAGACCCAGAAGCGGGCCCUGGAGGAAGAGCUGGGCACGGUCAGGUUGGCCGCCAGUGGAGGCUCCAGCCAGGUCGAAGAGCUCAACAGCCGACUGCAGGAGAAGGAGAGGCUGGUGGAAAGCCUUGAGGCCCAGGUGCGCACCCUGUCCCAAGAAGGCGACAAGGCCCGGCAAGAGGUGGCCCAGCUCACUGAGAGGCAUCAAUCUGCGGCCGAGCGCACCACUGCGGAGCACGCCCGCGAGAUUGCCUCGCUGCAGCAGAGGCUGGCUGACCUGGAGGGCAAGCUGGAGGAGCGCGUGCAGCGGUGCCGAACUCUGGAACAGUCCAACAAUGAAGCUCAAGUGGAACUGGAGAGCCAGCUGCGGUCAUGGCAGGACAAGCUGGCUGCUGCGGAGCAACAGGCCCAGAGGCUUGCCCAGGAGCUCGAACAGACUCGAGAACUGCUGGCCGAGGAGCGGCGUCUGCGUGACAUCCAGAGCCAGGACCUGGGUUCGGAGGCUUCUGAGCGUGAGCGCCAGCUGGUGGUUGCCAGGGCAGAGAUGGAACGCCUCAAGGCCGAGUUUGACGCUCACCGGGAAGACUUGGCACGCCAAAUCACCGAGACCAGAGAGAAGGAAGCCCGCGCCGUUGAAGAACUUCGCCAGGAAAUGGAGAGCCAGAUAACCGGUGUCAACGAAUUGCGGCAACUCCUGUCUAAGGCGGAAGAAGACAGGCGGACCCUCGCGGAACGCAACACUCAGCUUGAGGAGCAGCUCACACAGGCCAAUGCCGCACAUCAGAACGCUGAUGAUGGCAGCGCAGCAGAGAUCAAGGCCCUCAAGAGCCAGCUUGAGAACCUGCAAAACAGCGUGCAACCCCUCUGGAAUGCCAUCUGGGCCCUUGUUGCCUUUUCGCUCUUCUGCGUCGCCUACAUCAUGCGCUGAGUGCACACUUAAGCCACGCAGUGCUGCCUUGCCCGAAACCACGCGCUGUUGCAUUCGUUGGCGACCAGCAGGCCUCUGUUAAUAUCUUCUCUGACAGACAUUGUGCAAAAUCUUGCAAGACAGGCUUUCUCUACAAGGACCUCAGCAAGAUGGGGGACAUUGCUUGAAAAAUGCUGCAACGCAAUGGAAUUGAGGAUGAUAGCGUAGCAUACACUCAUGCCCUCCCAGCCUUGCCCUUGCUUAGAGCAGUGCCUCUCAAAGCGAGGCUUACAGAACACCAUGCGUCCACAAGAGAGUUUAACAAGUGUAUGCAAGCAUCACUGCAGAAGCAGAACUGCAAGUGCAGUGGUGUACACAGAAGAAUUGCAAGUACAAUGGCUUCCACUGUUAAAGGGAACACUCUAAUGUGCGGCUCUCAAUUCGCUGGUACUUUUAUAUGCAAGUGCUGGUGGCUGAAGCUGUGUCAAUGCACUGCACAGUUGUGUAGAAAAUUUUCAGUGCCACCAACCGCAAGUCAUCUGCUGUAAAGCCAGGCAAUUGUACACUUGCUGCAGGGAAGGAUUAGUGUAUGCCGUAUGCACACGUGUUUCCUUCAACAGCGGAUUGUGCUGUACGUACUUGCAAUGCCCCACGAACUAGCCCAAUAAAAUGUGUUAAAAGUGCAACUUCUAUGGAGAAUCACAUCAGCCUCUUUGUGUGAUGUAGUGUUCUGCAAAUUAAUCUAAAUCAAACGCAAAGUAUAAAAACAUGUUGAUGUCGACACUUACCUGGGACAUUGAGGGUCCAUGCGGGAACUGGGCCUUAGCACUCUUAUUUGUGCAUAGGCUGCGCUGUUUCCGCUGCAAACAUACCAUCCUUCAGUUUCCUUGGCAAUAGCUCAGUAUUAUCUUUUUCUGCAUGUUUCCACUUGAAACAGGCAAAGAUGCUUGCUAGGGCGCUAAAUGGUGAUUGGUUCAAAGGUUCCAUGAUGGCCGGAAGUAUUAGAAUUACUGGUUUUAAGAAAGGGCACUACCCCCUUGCUGAUGGCAUUCUAUCUGUGUGGAGAACAGUACUUGUAAGAUCUUGUACUUUGUCUGUCGAUGCUGCUUUGUUUACAUUCUCUAGACAUUGCUUCCCCCAAGCAAUGCCUUGCAUGGAAGCUGCACUGUUAUUUCGUUGAUACUGCAAUUAUUUGGUGAACCCUCUAGGCGACCGGUGAACGAAUGCAAAGUGUUGAUGGUGGCUGUGAUUACUUUAGAGCAGUCACGGAUGCGCCCUUCCCCUUUGGCCCCUUCAAUGUUGCAGUGCUUGGUGCAUAAUAUUGUUAUGCCUGUUUUGUUGUCAUGUUACGUGUCACUUUACUAUGAUUUCAGGCAUGUUUACAUGUUGAUUAGCAGGGGGCUUCUCUUAUUUGCCAGCUGUUGAUCAAUUCAAGUAUUUAUCAUCCUCUGACCCCUUCUUUGUUUGGAUGUUCACAUAGUGCUUCAUGAUUUGCCUUGCUUUAGGUCAACAUGUGCUGCUGUUACAGUAGUUUAGUAGUUUGAGAGCUUGUUUUCUAUCAUAGAUGACACUCGUGAAGCAACGAAAUCCUGCUUGCUGCAUGUGUAGCAAGCUUAUGUGGAUCCCAGCAGCUACUUAGGCUGCGUUCCAAUACUUGGCAUAGACGGCUAAGCAGACAAUGGCUAUCUUAAGUCUCAUUCUAAUUCUGACGAAGCUGGCAAAAGAGAUAGCUUCACAAUAUCAGCAUCGAAGUCAAAAACAAUGCAGGCUUCUUUGCUGUCGAAACAAGAUGGCGGCUGAGCAGGAUGCUUGGAAACUAGUCAGUAAGGUCGUCUGCACACAAGAAAGUGUAGUUGCGCUUUUCUGUACGCUUAAUGUAAGCUACAUUGUGUUUGUAAUGGGUUCACACACACAAAGGGAUAAUGUGGGGUCUGUUUAGCUUUUUCUUUUUGUGGACGGGGGGUGGCGUCCAAGUCGCAGUGACGUCUUCCAAGUGCGUUUGAUUGCAUGAGCUUGGAGCUGUCUUCUGAGCAGUCAGAAUAGACUGUCUUCAAUGUUGACCAGAAUUGGAACAUAACCUAAGUGUCCAAAAUGUUGAAGCUAGGAGCAUAUUUGGGGGGAUGUUCAGGCUGUAAAGGAUGUCCGUGAGAUUUUGGGAUUUUCAUAGUUCCUAAGUUAUGAUGCUUUAUCUUGCAAGGGGUUGUGAUGACGUCGUAUGUUCUGACGUGUGCGGAUUUUGUGCGGUUUCAUGCAUUUCCAGUGCUGAGAAAGUUUGUAGUGCUACUGUGUUCCUCUCCUAGUUCUUGCUAGCUGCCUGUGCAUGACAAGUUGACAAUAGUGUUCCAUAGAAGCCAGAAGUAGAACAAGUAUGCUUUAUUUUCAAAUACUUUAGUCCCGGCUCACGUGCCUCCGGGAAUAAGCAUGGAAGAUUAAUAUGUGGACUCAUAUGUACUAUGUGUGAAAUAUGUGAAAUGGUAGCUGAAAAGCUAUACUAGAAAGCUUGAAAAUGCGGCUGAGAAAAUUGGGUCAUACAGAAAAAUAGAAUUGAUGAAAGGAACUACUAUGCGAAGACUACCUUGAACUAAACUUUAAAUUACAAUCGUGAUUGACAAGUUGGUUCACAAAAUCAUAGCUCAUGUUUACAUUGGCUGAUGCACAAUAGCUGAACUAUGUUAUUUCAACAAAUACGCAGUGAUUAAAAUUACAUUAGGGUGGACAAAGGCAAACAAGAAAGGAUGCAGUGCGAGAUAAAAACAGUCUAACUUUCAUAUUUGGAACUAUGUACCAGAAGCAGCAAAGCAGUGCAUUUUUUUUUUAAAUGAAACAACACGCUGUUUUUGCUGCUUUGCAGCUGUUCAAUAACUAAUGUGACUGGUUAAGCUAAGUGCCAGGCAACACUUGGCCUAUUGUUCAAUGACUCAUGUUCACUGAUAGCUCAUGCAGUAUGCUGAAUUUUGCUGGGUAUGUGUUUAAACGGACACUAAAGAGAAAUAUAAUUUUUCUAGUAAAUUACCCUUCCACAGCAUCAAGAAAGCCACUCAUAUCAUGAGAAGAAGCUUGGUAAACAAGAAAAGAUGCAAAGUGAUAGACGGGUGGCGACUCGGCCUUAAAAUUUCCUGCACCAACUUGCUACGAUGUCAUGAAUUUUGAUGGUCUCUGCUUGGGCCUAGUGGAACUUUUAUCGGUAAAGACGGAAUGCAUUGUAUUCUAAAAAAGGCCUAAGACUGAGCUAAGCAAGUUAAAAAAAAAUUUGGCCAAGACACGAGGGCCUCAAACACAGCAAAAAAAAAAAAAAAAAUACAGUACUUUUCAAUCCAUGAUGUCAUACUGAUGCACUGUUGCUCUAGCUUCUGCGUAAAAUUAGAGAAAUCAAGCUUUGACCUUCAUUUUCUGUUCUAAUAAUCAACAUAUUACCUUGAAAUGAAUGAAAAUAGUGUUUUGAAGCAUUACUUUAUUAGUCUAAACUGAUUUAGUGUUUCUCAUUAGUGUCCGUUUAAAGGGAAUCGACACUUCAAUGCAAGGUAUGUUGAAAAUGUCAGCUGAGUCCUCUACAAGUCAGUUGUGCAUUUCACGUGAUCAUUUUUUUGCUCACUAUUAUUGUAUGUAGCCUUGGGCUGAGCCGCUCAUGAGCUGGUGGGAGGCCGUAAGGAACAAGCGCUUGAAUCAUGCAUAUCACAUGCUAACGCAUCAGACGAGGGAGAACUUAAUGUUGGUCAUUAUAUACAAUCGUUCCCAGUUGGCAUCCUGCGAGGCUGUGCUUUUGCUUUUCACUUGUGUGGCUGGGAACUGUAUUUCAUCACUCUAACCAACCAAGCUUGUUUAUCUAAAUGUGCAGCAAUGUCUCAUAAUGACAUUGCCAUGUUGCUGGGCAUCUUAAUUAGUGCAGCACAUGCAAGGCAGUAAUUGGCAUCUAUUUGUGAUUGCCCUGCAGAUGUUGAACAAACAUUUUUUGUACACAGGGGCAGCUUUCAGUUGAGAGUUUGUGGCACACUGAUCUGUUGUUAGACAACCAUGCAUGGUCAGAAUCCAGCUGUACUGAUUUAAAAGCUCAAGACCGGUAUGCCAUGAAAUUAUAACCGGCCAAAAUAGUUUAAGAAGUUUCAGUCCCUUACUGUUUUGGUACAGUCGCACUACCAGUUUGGUGAACUAGGAGGCUGACAGGCCAUGCUGGCCCCAAGUCAGACUGACAGCUCGGAAAACCAGAUUAGCCUUGGGCGAAUUGGCAUACGGGAAACCUCUCAGGUGGAGUUCCGAGUUGUCAGACAAUUUGACUGUGGGUUUCUUGCUUGUUGCAUUCUGUCGACCUCUUUGUUGACCAAACAUUUACUAACAGUUUAUUGCCACUGCGCCAAUAUUGCAUUGUAAGUCGAACACAAGAUAUUCAGUUAGUGAACACAAUGAACAUCUGUUUGUUGUUUGGACUGUUCACACUUACUGCCAACAGUAAGAGAAUUGUUCUCCCACAAUAUCUCAUUCCAAUAUGUCUUCUGUCAUUGCAGACAUUGCAUUUGAAUGGUCGAUACUCACAAUAAAUGACUUGUGUUAGAGGCUAAUAAUUUCAUUUAGCACUGGCAGUUGAUUGUCAUUAGCAUGUAUUGGCUCUCAUUUUCUAUGAGCAUGCCUUAGUUCUAGUGCAAUCUGUGGGGGCCUGUUAUAUAACAAGUACACAUGCGGAACCAGCCUCUCUGUGUUUUGGAAGACACCAUCUGUUUUUACAGCUUUGCACGUCUCUUUCCCUCUUUUGAGUAAAAGUUUUUAGUUGGGUUUAAAGUUGUACUAGCGCUAAACUUCCGUUUAACAACAUGCUAGUCCAAUGCCAAUUACUGCCUUGCAUAUAUCCCGAUUUUUCUCCAUCUGAGAGGUUUCCCUUCAUCCAGUUCGCCUUAAUGCUGCAUUUUUUUUUAUGCAUGCCCCAGCCAAACUUUGUUUUUGUCUUCUGCUAACGCUUUCCUUCUAGGCUUACCAUAUCCAUCUGUACUUCUAUCAGUACUUGCUGCCUGAAGUGGUCACUAACUAUGAGCUGUUGUCUGUUGUUAACUUACAAUUUAAAAAUUUUUUUCUUGAUAUUGUCAGGAUUUUAUAACUGUGUCACAAAGCGUACUACAGGGAUUGUGGCAUUUUGUGUUCAUGAUGGAAAUCCAUGCAUACGAAUCGAGAGUUACGCAUGUGCUUCCGAGGUGAAUGGGACUUCCAAUGCAUGCAGUUCAACCCACUGUGUUCAUAUGCUCAUGCCAAUGAACUUUUGUGGGGCGAGCAGGGGAAUGACAUGGUGAAUGCAAGAGGUGUUAGGUGUACCAGCUAGAAGAAAGCUUUAAUACAUCUUAUUUUAACCUGUGUGUGAAUUAAGUUCAAAGUCAUGUGGCUGGAAAGGGUGAAACCGGCGGAAUUAAUGUUGUUCACCUGUGUGACUAACUGGAGAAAUGCUAAUGCCUUUUUACACAUAUCCUGAUGCAAGCUAUGGCUGCCCGCAAAGACACCAUGUAUUUCAGAAUGAUGCUGUUGUUGAUGUACUUUAAGAUUGAAUUUACUUGGCAACAUGACAAGUAGGUUUAAGUUAUGUCAAAAUUUACACCUGGACUUGGCUGUUGAAAAUCGCGCUGUAAUUUGACUCUGUCUCAGUAGUUUCGUGCAGCGUGCAGUCAGUACAUGAAUUUGCAUAUUCUAUGGCCCAGAGUAUAUGUCUGCUGUUUUCAGUUUAGAAAGGAGUGCAUAUUGAGAAUUUGACCCUUAUUCGAGAUUCUCAUGAAGUGGAACAACAUAACGUUCUUGCGGUGUGCAAAAACCAUUUGAGUGGUUUUUCCUCAUCUGUCAUUUAUUGCCAUAAUUUCCUUGCAUCUGUGUUAAGCUUCUGCGCAAAUGGUUGUUUGCAUCAUUGGAAUGCAUACCUAAAUCACUGCAGCAGUGCAGAUCACCAGUUACUGUAAUCUGAAAGCUGCUUUUACUUAGCUUUCUGGUCUAGUGUAUCUUGCAGUUUCAAUUUCUUUUGUCAUUGUCAGGGGUUAGUAUGCCUUCUGGCUUUAUCUGUACUCCAAGAUGUGCAUUGACACUCUUGAUCGCAAAAAUAAUUCUAGAUGCACAUUCGCUGAGCUAUUGAAGAGAACAAGCUUUUCCAAACAGCUCCUCUUGGAGCCUACAUGAAGCAUUGGAUUACUUUUGCAAAGGUUGUAUUGAUUUAUGAUCCCAAGCAGUUAUGACCAAGGCUGUGCUCUGCGUCGCAGCACACUUAACUAAUGAGACAGAGUGCAGGUUUACUGCUUUAGUUAUUGUGGUUAGACACAGUGUUAAAGAAUUGCUGAUUGGUUAACGUCAUGUCAGGUUGAAUCGAGAUUGUUUGAGGUUGUUUGAAGCAGGCUUGUUCUUUGUGCAUGUGAUCAAAAAUAGCACCCAUCUUACCAUGUUGCAAAUAUGAACAGUUACAUCGUACUCUGCCAUGCAAUAAAAGGCAGCGCUUUGAAAUGUGGUCCGUGUGCAUCCAUUCUUUCUCGUGACUAUAUAGAGUGAUAUCUCGCGUUGCUGUCUUGCAGGUUUUAACAAGCGCCGACGUUAAGACAGAACAAAAGAAGGCGAACGCAGGACAACUCGCAACUUAACUUUAUUUGAAACAGACGUAAAAGAAGCAAGGAAGGUGCACAGAUCGCCCUCUGCAUACACAAUGAGGAGUAUCACAGUCAUCUUGCAAUCCAGGAAUAAUAACCAAAUGACAGCAGUUUUUCUAGAAACUAGGCACGUAUGCAUAUCACUGAAAGAAGAGGUCCCCUUAGUUAGAAACAGUUUAUGUCACUGUAUUGAUGGCAGUAAAUAGCAGCCAACUAGAGGCAUUUGAAUAAUAAGUGUCCGAAAAGAUUUGAACAUCAACAUUAUUGAUUUAAAUGUCCUUGAGUACAUCAGUGCCUUUCACUACUGAAAGUCCUUGCAAGUAGACAUCUUAUAAAUGAGAAGGAAGCGAAAGAAGAUUGCAUACUCUACAGCCACAUGACAGUAUCACUAACUAAACAAAGUAAUCAUACAGUGUCACAUCCACAUAUAGUUCAGUUCACUGUAUCUUAGUGUAGGUAGUUUACUGUAUCAAAGCAUCAUAACAGAUCACCACAGCUUGCUUUAAUUGAAGGCUUAAAAUGACUGCCUAUGUAACCUAGCGGAGCAGUGUACAGCACUAGAACACCACAUAUCACUUCAGUGGUGAAAUAUGGUGAUAUUAUUGACAUUUUUUUAAUAUGUGGGAGUUUACUGACAUUUUUUUUAAUAUGUGGGAGUUACAAACCUGUAGACAACCCAAGGCUAAUGAACCCUCAGUUGCAAGACUAUAAGUUAUAAUUUAAGAGUUAACCAACUCUACAUGUUUUCACAGUAGCUGGUGUGUAUGUAAAGCAACAAAGCCUCACAGAGGAGCAACGUUUACAAGGAUGGCUUAUUAUUCCCAGAUGAAUUGGCCUGACACUUGAGACUAGAAAAGGCAAGCAUGCAGCUGCCACCUGAAAGGGUGUUUCUCCUUGAAGCCUCCAUUAACCGUAGUUAUUCCAUAGUAUUAGGCCUUAGUUAACAAUUUUAAAAAAUGUGAUUAAAAUUCUUAAUCUGAAUAUGAAAUGCACGAGAAGGGCUGUUUGAUUCAUAUUUUAAAUUUUGAAUAUCUGCAAAUGCCCACGCGAAAUGAAUUUGGCAUUCUGUGAGAAUUGCUUCUCGCUGAGUGUUGAUUUCCGAGCACCAUGGCUACGGCAGCCAUGUAGUUGCUGCAGCUUUGCCCGGUGAUGUGCAUCACGUUUAAUGUAUAAAAUGCUGUACAAAACCUGUAUGGGACAUCGUCGACGUGCCUAUACACGCAAUACUUGUAGUGUGCUGAGGCCAGUGACAAAAGUUGUACUGCGUGGUGAGUGCGCUAGAGUCUGCUGGCAUAUCAAAGUUUUGAAAGUUUUCAUCUUCAGAUUCUAGUAAUGUGUACAUUGACAGAGGCCUCUCUCUCUGUCUCUCUUUAUCAUUACGAAGGCAGAGGUCAGGUAUGAAGCAUUCUAAAAUACUGGCAGUAUUGAUUGUCGGUUGUGAAGGAAAGGCACAGUUUGCGGGGAGGAGUGGUCAUCCGCCGAAAUUAUCAGUGACAUGCACCCUGCACUACAAGCAAACAUGUAAAUUACUGCUUGUUAGCAUAUGGCCGCGCAUGUACCUUAAAAAAGUUGUAGCCUGUCUGCAUAGAUUAUUACCACUUGUGGAAUACUGCACUCGUCUUGUGACAUGUGUUCGACCACACAGCAUUAUAAAUAUGUCCUCGUGUUUCACAAAUGGUCUUCUGAAAAGAAAGGAAAGAAAUAGCCAAUAUAUGUGUUUACGAAGGUUCUGUUUGCCAAUACCUGUAAGACAACAGCUAAGUAGAAUAUGAUUGAUAUAGUUGCAAUAAUAGUUCUAUGUGCUUCAAUUGAGCUCAGUUUCACAAGCUCAACCACCAGAGCUGCUGCUCAUAUCUGUGUAUUCCAUAAACACUAAUGCAUGCUUGGACAGGCUGGAAUUUACUGGUACAGUUGAGCCUUAAUAUAAUGAACAUGGAUAUAAUGAAUUAUCUGACAUAAUAAAGUAAAUUUAAAAUGUUUCUUGCCAGUAUCAGCAUGUAAGGAAUACAUGCUUAAAAUCAAUAUUAGCUGUAACGAAUAUAUUUUCAUGUCAAAUGUUACUUUGUUAUAAUGAGUCUCAAAUGUAUGUCUUCAUGAACACAUCCAAGUGCCGUUGAGGAUAGCAGUGGAUUAGGUAUUUGCGGAAUAGAACUGCACAGGACAUGGAUACUUGGAGAUUGCUUGAAGAGGCCUUCAUUCUGCACUGGACAUAAAUAGGGUGACGAUGAUCCUUACUGUUUGGUUGAAUUCUUGUAGCACUGAGACUGACUUAACUGUUACCUCGGUGCACGCUCAUGCACAGUGGGCUCCAGUGCAACAUGUCACUGCUGUUGUGGCUGCUGCUUCUGCCGCUGCCGCUGCUAUUUUGGUGUGGCUGUGUGUGGCUACUGGCUGCGGUAUGAGCGCAUGCAUUCGCAACC
Messenger RNA from Dermacentor silvarum, 12536 nucleotides. RefSeq names its product CAP-Gly domain-containing linker protein 1. Lineage: Eukaryota; Metazoa; Arthropoda; Arachnida; Ixodida; Ixodidae. Gene Ontology annotation, molecular function: microtubule plus-end binding. The coding region runs from base 389 to 3541 and encodes 1050 amino acids. Gene Ontology annotation, cellular component: nucleus; microtubule plus-end; cytoplasm. The record is from RefSeq and is a predicted model, not a curated record. The transcript has 21 exons. Gene Ontology annotation, biological process: cytoplasmic microtubule organization.